This is a messenger RNA of Perca flavescens (yellow perch), 1322 nucleotides long. It is a transcript of the gene isl2b, whose product is annotated as ISL LIM homeobox 2b. The transcript is spliced from 6 exons. The record is from RefSeq and is a predicted model, not a curated record. Gene Ontology annotation, cellular component: nucleus. Gene Ontology annotation, molecular function: cis-regulatory region sequence-specific DNA binding; DNA-binding transcription factor activity, RNA polymerase II-specific. Gene Ontology annotation, biological process: positive regulation of transcription by RNA polymerase II; axonogenesis; neuron fate specification. The coding region runs from base 41 to 1123 and encodes 360 amino acids. Lineage: Eukaryota; Metazoa; Chordata; Actinopteri; Perciformes; Percidae.
UCGUUUCUGCAUCUACCACAAUCCCCUUUAUCCGUCCUGUAUGGUGGAUAUUAUUUUCAGCUCUUCUUUCUUGGAUGAUAUGGGGGAUCAUUCCAAAAAGAAGCCAGGAUUCGCGAUGUGUGUAGGAUGUGGAAGUCAGAUCCAUGACCAGUACAUACUGAGAGUCUCUCCCGACCUGGAGUGGCAUGCAGCCUGCCUGAAGUGUGCAGAGUGCAGCCAGUACCUGGAUGAGACCUGCACUUGUUUCGUCCGGGACGGCAAAACCUAUUGCAAAAGAGAUUAUGUAAGGCUGUUUGGAAUAAAAUGCGCAAAAUGCAACCUGGGAUUCAGCAGCAGCGAUUUGGUGAUGAGGGCCCGGGAUAACGUUUACCACAUCGAGUGUUUUCGGUGCUCGGUGUGCAGCAGGCAGCUGCUGCCGGGAGACGAGUUCUCCCUGCGGGAAGAGGAGCUGCUGUGCCGGGCGGACCACAGCCUGCUGCUGGAGAGGAGCUCCGCAGGAAGCCCCAUCAGCCCCGGACACAUCCACUCCAACAGACCGCUGCACCUGGCAGCAGACCCGGUCACCGUGCGGCAGCCCCCGCAUCGGAACCACGUCCACAAGCAGUCGGAGAAGACGACGCGGGUCAGGACGGUGCUGAACGAGAAGCAGCUCCACACGUUGCGGACCUGCUACAACGCCAACCCGAGGCCGGACGCGCUGAUGAAGGAGCAGCUGGUGGAGAUGACCGGCCUGAGCCCCAGGGUGAUCCGGGUCUGGUUCCAGAACAAGCGCUGCAAAGACAAGAAGAAGUCCAUCCUGAUGAAGCAGCUCCAGCAGCAGCACCACAGUGAUAAGACUAAUCUGCAGGGCCUCACAGGGACGCCUCUUGUAGCCGGGAGUCCUAUCCGACAUGAGAGUGCUGUGCAGGGAAACCCAGUGGAGGUUCAGACCUACCAGCCUCCAUGGAAAGCCCUGAGUGAGUUCGCCCUGCAGAGCGACCUGGACCAGCCAGCCUUCCAACAACUGGUGUCUUUCUCUGAAUCGGGCUCUCUCGGAAACUCCUCCGGCAGCGACGUGACUUCUUUGUCCUCUCAGUUACCGGACACCCCCAACAGUAUGGUACCCAGCCCGGUGGAGACGUGAAACGGGGCCCCUCAGACCUGUCGGCCCCCCCUCCUGCAAGGACAAUUGCAGCAUGAUCCCGGUCCCCUGCAUGUGACCAGCUCAUCACAUCGCCCAAACUACAGAGGAGAGUGUUUUUUUUUUUAUUUCAUGACACGGAGGAGAUGGAACCAAGAAAGCACCGAUUGACUCCGAGUUUUUUUGUGGAGCUUUCAUUGAC